UGGUAUGUUCCAAGCAGGAGAAAAUGAGGAGAAAGACAAGAAAUUUCAAACAUAAGACAGUUAAUAAAGUACUCACAGAAGGGAGUGACCAAGAAUCUGAAAAAGACAAUAGUCAGUGCUAUGACCUUGCAACAAAUGGGAGAGUUCAGGCUGAAAAGAGACAGUAUGUAUGUACUGAGUGUGGGAAAGCCUUUAGUCAGAGUGCAAACCUCACAGUACAUGAGCGAAUCCACACGGGAGAGAAACCCUAUAAGUGUAAGGAGUGUGGAAAAGCUUUCAGUCAUAGCUCUAAUCUUGUUGUUCAUCGGAGAAUCCACACUGGACUGAAGCCCUAUACAUGCAGUGAAUGUGGGAAAUCUUUCAGUGGAAAGUCACAUCUUAUUCGGCACCAGGGAAUCCACAGUGGGGAGAAAACUUAUGAAUGUAAAGAGUGUGGGAAAGCCUUUAGUCGGAGUUCGGGCCUUAUAUCACAUCACAGAGUUCACACUGGAGAGAAGCCCUAUACUUGUAUUGAAUGUGGGAAAGCCUUUAGCCGUAGUUCAAACCUUACUCAACAUCAGCGAAUGCACAGAGGAAAAAAAGUUUACAAAUGUAAGGAGUGUGGGAAAACAUGUGGUUCAAAUACAAAGAUUAUGGACCAUCAGAGAAUUCACACUGGAGAGAAGCCUUAUGAAUGUGAUGAGUGUGGAAAAGCUUUCAUCUUAAGGAAAACCCUUAAUGAACACCAGAGACUUCAUCGUAGAGAGAAACCUUACAAAUGUAAUGAGUGUGGGAAGGCUUUUACUUCUAAUCGAAACCUUGUUGAUCAUCAGAGAGUUCAUACUGGGGAGAAACCCUAUAAAUGUAACGAAUGUGGGAAAACCUUCAGGCAGACUUCUCAAGUUAUUCUACACUUGAGAACCCACACUAAGGAGAAACCCUAUAAAUGUAGUGAGUGUGGGAAAGCCUAUCGGUAUAGCUCACAGCUUAUUCAACACCAGAGGAAACAUAAUGAGGAGAAAGAAACCUCAUAAAUAACAAAUAUUGUGGGUAGUAGGGCUGACUGCUGCUUUUCUAAAAAGUAGUUCUUUAGUAUCAACCAACUCUACUUCUAAGAAAAUAAUUAGAAGUAGACAGAGAUUAAUGAAAGGGAUGUUCGUGGCAGCAUCAUAUAUGACUGAAAGAAGGAAACUAGAUUUUCAACAUUACAGGGUUGAAAUGAAUGGUGAGCUAUCCAUAUGAUGGUUCUGCAGCCAUUGUAAACAUUUUUAAAGACAAUUUAAUGCCAUGGGGAAAUGAUUUGGAUAAGAUGGAAGAUAAUGAUAUACAAUCCAAAAUUUAAAAAAAUAUUUAUGCAUAGGAAAAAUUGAGAAGGAAGUAAACCAAAAUGUUAACAGUGAUCAUCUCUGGGCGAUAGGAUUAUAGGUGAUUUCUAUUUUCUUCUGUAUACUUUUCUAUGCUUUCUAGAUUUUCUACAUGAGAAUAUACUAAUUUUAUAUGCAAGAAAAAAAGCACAGUAUUUUUUAAAUGCAAUGAAGACAUGCUCAUUUUCACUCAGCAGUGUUAUGAAAGGCACAUAGUAUAUAGAGCCCGAAGCCCUGGGAUUGCACCCUGACACUGGCAUUUAGCAGCAGUGGAACCGCGAGCAAGUCCCUUCCUUUUAGAGCAUGUUUCCUGUUUAGUAAAAUCAUAAACACUGAUCCAUUGUCUUUUUUAGUUUUAAGACAAGCUGACUUUAGAGUUGUCAACAAAAUAUAUAAUAACACUGUUAGGUUAAAAGAACUCAGCAAAAAUUCACUGAACCCUCCUUUCCCACAGUUCUGGAAGGAUCUGCAGAUGAUGGAGAACUACCUAGGCUUCGUCUUUUCAAUUAUGUCUACACAACCGGAAAAAAAUGAAAUUGAAACAAUUGUAGACUCAAAAACUUCAGAUACAGUCACCAAUUAAUAUAAAACUAGUAGGAGACUGCCUUCACAUGGUAUAUAGAGCUUAAAGGCUAAAAGUACAAACCUUGGGGUUGGAGAGAUCCAUGUUCUAACCCCAGUUCUACCAUGAACUAGCUUGUCAGUUUUGGACAAAUCACUUAACUGCUCUGAGCCUCAGACCUGUGUGUAAAAAAGGAAUAAUUACCUACCUUACAAGGUUGUUGUGAGGAUUAAGUGAGUAAUGCAUGAAAUAUAUGAUAAGCCAGACACAUGGUAAAUGAUAAAAUCUUAAGUAUAGGACAUUGGAGCAGUGUUUCUAAACACUUUAGGGAGAGUGAUUAAAGAGAAUUUUUGUGUAAGGUAGUACUUAGGAUAUUUUCAGAUGUAUUGAACAGAAUACCAAGUACUAGCAGCCUAGACCUUAAGAACAUUGAUGGAUUGCUUAAGGGGAAAUCUAGAGGUAAGCAGUGCUAUGUUUGGUUUGGCAACUCAGCACUUCAUCAAACUUCUCUCUUAACUCCAUAAUUUUCAGCAUAUUGACUUUCAUUUUUCAUAACCUCAUGGUGGCAAGACAGUGGCCACAGCUGCAUCUUGCCUUCACACAACUCCUUCAAAUUGGGAAGUGGAAAAGGAGCUGAGGCUUUCUCAUCUGGUUUCUUCCUUUUGUCACUGAGAAAAAUCUUUCCCUGAAGAAGGGAGGGAGGGGUGUUGAGCAAUCAAUACAACAGAUGUUUUCUA
Molecule: messenger RNA, 2642 nt
Organism: Symphalangus syndactylus (siamang)
Lineage: Eukaryota; Metazoa; Chordata; Mammalia; Primates; Hylobatidae
Gene: ZNF660
Product: zinc finger protein 660
Biological process (GO): regulation of transcription by RNA polymerase II
Molecular function (GO): DNA-binding transcription factor activity, RNA polymerase II-specific; RNA polymerase II cis-regulatory region sequence-specific DNA binding
Source: RefSeq, a predicted model, not a curated record